UCUUUCCCCCUACCUCCUAAAGAUAAUAAUUAUACGGGGUGUCCUACGAAAGGCUGAAACAUAUAAGGCUGAAUGCUCAUAAGGCUGAACUCAAAAGGCUGAAAGUAUUCUCUGAUUUUGUCAAAAUUGCACGAGGCGAACCCUCCAGGAAAGGUACCGCCGCGCUUUCUGCACCCCGUUUACUUGAUUCUUAUGGGUGAAUAGCAUUGCGGUGUAUCGUUUGGCGCGGCCGUACCUUUCGACAGUCAUUCGCCGCGUGAAGUUUUGUGCAAGUACCCAUUUGGGAACAUUACAAACGCCGCGUAGUGUAUCACAUCCAGAGAAUCUGACAAAUAUCAGAAGGCUGAAAGGUAUCGAAAGGCUGAAAUUGAUGGGAUGAAAUGAAUCCCAACCAUACGAUAUGUUGUACCAACUAUGUUGAGUGGUUGGAUAGUGAAUAAUUGAUAAAGAAUAAAGAAUAAAGAAUAAAGCAAAAUGAACGAUAUUUUGGUUUAGAACUUGUAACUCAAAAUGUGCAUGGCUUAAGGUGAUUAUACAAUAAAGCCAGAAAUCGGCCAUUUUGUAAACCACGUGCUUUUCCAAUAUUUUUUUCAAGAGCACGAGAUGAAAGAACCAAAACGCCUAUGAGGCUGAAAUAAUGGUAGAUCGAUUGCUUAGUUAUGCUGAACAAAAGAUAUUUUAGUUACUAGAUAAAGAUUGUCGCUGUCGUCGCUGUCCGGAACAUCUUUUGCUGGCGAGGAUAGGGGAGCUAAAUGUCAAAGAAGGAAAAUCCAUACGAUUUGACAGGUAUGUACCACACAUGUUUCGGACAGCAGAACAAAGGGAACCGAAGCGACAAUCUUUAUCUAGUAACUAAAAUAUCUUUUUGCUGAACAAUCAUAAUUUGAGUUUCGGCACUGUACGAAAACUAUUACGGUAGAUUUGGGCUUUUGGAAAUGUAUGUAAAUAAACGUGUGGUUAAUUUGAAAUUCACCACGGGCUUCAUUCUAUAAUCAUCUUAAAUGCAACAACAGUGCCAAUAUUACAUCAAACUAGUAUUUUGCGAAAGCGGGCUGAAUUUUGCUAAAAUCUAGCUUUCAAAUAGAUAUUUCAUGAUUUGAAAUAGUUCGGUGAGCAUGAAAUGCUUAAUAUAUGAUGUAGCAUGGAAAAUAAUACGAGAAAUCCAUAAACAGGGGCCGUUACCCACUUUACCCCGCCUAUUCACUUUACCCCCGCUACCCCUACAGGUAAAGAUAAGCCAGCAGCGCAUUGAAGGUAGGGCAUAUGGGUACAUUAGUUUAGUUGGUAUAAAUUAGUUGUGAGUGUGAUUCAUAUAUAUAUAUAUAUAUAUAUACCUUCCUAUUAUUGAAUUAGUACAGUAUAGCUGAGUUGGUUGAAGAAGAAAGUGGUGAACGAUAGGAAUAAAUGUUACAAGUCAAAUUUAUUGUGAAAGUUAAUAUUAUCGGUGAGAAUACUCAAAACAAAAAUGUUCAUUGUGUGUCCUAUUGAGAAGUGCUUCUCACAAUUCACAACAAGUGUGUACAAAUAUUUUCUAAACUCUACACCUACAAACGACACGUGAAGAACCAUCAGUUUGAUAGGCCUACUGAAAAUAUUCAAAACGAAACAGAUGAAACAGUUGGGAAGCUGCCAUGUGAAUUGCAGCAGAUGGACAUGCAUAAAGAGAACACAUCGAAUGAUAUAGACAACGAUAGAAGUAUAAACAAAUUAGAAGCUAACAUAUUACAUAUUCGACAAGCGGCGGUUGAAUUCACAUUGAAAAUUCAUGACAGAUCCAAUAUAACCAGACAAGAUGUCAGAAAUAUCCAAAAUGCUACGCAACAAUUUUGUCUUAAUGCGGUUCAAAAACUUGAAACCCUUAUUGUACCUCAAAAUCCGCAGAUUCAGUAUGAAAUCGAUAAAUAUCUGAACGAAAUGAAAAAUCCAUUCGAAUUUAUUAAUACAGAUUUCAAGUUCUUUGGUGAACUAAAAGAAUUAGGAUUAUUUGAGCAUCCUUCAAUUUUAGCUUUAGAAGAAGACAAAAUCACAUCAGUUUCGUUUGUUGAGGGACGCAAAUCUUGCCUCGUGUUGAAUCCCAUUGAAUUUCAAGUGCGUUCUUUUUUUGAAACUGGAGAUGUGCUUAAAAAAACUGUCGAAAAUACGUCUCAUUAUGACCAAUUGGCAAACAAUGCACAUUUUGUUAAUGGACAUAUAUGGGGUAACAUUAAAACCAAGUAUUGCGAGCAAAAUUUAAAACAAAAUAUUAAUUACAUUUUACCAAUAUGGCUUUACGCCGAUGAAUUCGAGAUAAAUGAUCCAUUGAGUUCACAUAAUAAAACGGACUCUGUUUGCGGAAUAUAUUAUAGCUUUCCAACAGUUCCUGAUGAUUACAAAUCUAAGUUAUGUAAUAUUUUUGUCGCAGGUGUUAUUCGUAAAGUGGCUAUCAGUAAUGUAGGCGUGAACAGUUUUAUCAGUAAGCUUAUUAAACCAUUUAAAAGGCUCGAAGAGGAAGGUAUUGUUAUAAAUCUUCAAUCUGGCCAGGUAAAAAUUCGUUUUGUUUUGAGUUUACUUCAAGGUGAUAAUCUUGGUGUACAUACGUUAUUAUUUCUGUCAUCCGGAUUCAAUGCGACUUACUACUGUCGAUUUUGUCGAAGACAUAAAACACAGAUGCAGACUGAUUUUGAGUCUCAUGAAGAUUUUGCUCGCAAUAGACAAAAUUAUAGCUUGGACGUAAAUACUAAAAAACAUUCAUUGACUGGGAUUUCAGGCCCUUCAGCUUUUAAUGAUUUACCGUCUUUCCACGUCGUAGAGAAUCUUUCUGUAGACCCCAUGCACGAUCUUUUCAGCACAGGAAUUUGUAAAUAUGGUUUUGUGGCUGCUCUGUCUAAUUUUAUUUACGUUAAAAAAUAUUUCAAUAUAUCUAAACUAAACAUGCGUAAAAUAGCUGUAAGCAGAAUUUCAUGUGAUAUUGCACUUCGUCGAAUGCCUGAUAUUGAGGAAGGAUAUGAUAAAAAACGUAAAUGUAAGUUGGUUAGUAUACGAUCAACUGCCGCAGAAAUGAAAGCAUUUUGUUUCAAUUUUUCAAUUAUUGUAGGCCCCUUAGUACCAAACAAUGAUCCCGUAUGGGAAUAUUGUACUGUAUUAAUCAAUCUAAUCGACUUGAUACUUUCGAAGACAUUCUCAGAAGAGGAUUUAUUACGAAUGCAGAAUCUUAUCCAGCAGCAUCAUACUUUAUACAUAAAUUUGUUUGGUGACACGUUGAAACCUAAACAUCAUUUCAUAACGCACUACCCGAAAGUUAUUCAAAAAUACGGGCCAGUUGAAAGGAUGAUGUGCUUUAGAAAUGAAGCUAGGCACAAAGGAUUGAAAGAAUAUGCUCAUGCUAUGUCUUCUCGCACCAAUAUUGCAUAUUCGCUUUGUAUCAAAACGUGUUUACAAUUCAGCAAUUCAUUAUACAACAAGAUGUUUUUCAAAUUUGAAAACAAUGAUAAUUUUCAGAUACAAGAUAUACGUUCACGAUUAUAUUUCAACAAAAUUGCUGCUAACUGGCCAUUUGAUUUGAAUGACGAUAUAAAACUUGCACAUUCUGUUAUUUUCAACGGAAUUGAAUUCAAAAUUGAAAAUUGUGUUGUACAAGUUGAUAAUUUGGACAUAAGGCUUUACGAAAUUGAAGAGUUUGCUUGUUGUAAGGAUCAAUUAUACGCCGUAUGUCGAAUUUGGAAAGUUGGUAAUUAUAUUGAACAUUAUUUGGCAUAUGAAGCGAUAGAACGAUGUGGUGAUAUGUGUGUGAUUGAACUUAGUAGCAUUAAAGGACCACCAUUUAGUAUUCAUGAAGUGAAUAACACUUUUGUAUUCAGAUUCAGAAAGAGUUUCUAAUAAGUAGCUAAAUGUUUUUUUUUUAU
This is a messenger RNA of Armigeres subalbatus, 3881 nucleotides long. RefSeq lists its product as uncharacterized. Lineage: Eukaryota; Metazoa; Arthropoda; Insecta; Diptera; Culicidae. The record is from RefSeq and is a predicted model, not a curated record. The transcript has 2 exons. The coding region runs from base 1648 to 3855 and encodes 735 amino acids.